AUGUCGAACAACGCAGAGCUCCAACAAGUCAGCAUCUUCGAUGUCAAGGACAAGAUUGCCCUCGUCACUGGCGGAGGAUCAGGCAUUGGUCUGAUGAUCACACAGACCCUUGCUGUCAACGGCGUCAAGGUCUAUAUCGUCGGCAGGACAGAGGAGAAGCUUGAGAAGGUUGUUGAGGUCCAUGGCAAGAAUAUCUCAGGGCAGAUCAUCCCUAUUGUUGGCGAUGUACAAACAAAGGAUGGUGUGCUGAAGAUUCUAAACGAGAUCGAGUCGAAGGAGAAGUACCUGGACAUCCUUGUCAACAACGCCGGCAUUGCGUACGGCAAGACCAGCACAAAGGUCGAUAGCGCCGAGGAGUUCUCAAAGAACAUGUUCGGCGAGACGAGCGAGAAGGAGUGGCUUGACACCUAUCAGACCAACGUUGUCGGGCCCUUCCUCAUGGGCACCGCCUUCCUCCCUCUUCUUGCAAAGGGCACUGCGCAGACGCACGGCUGGUCAUCCACAAUCGUCAACAUCUCUUCCAUCUCGGGUCACGUCCGCAUCUCGCAAGACCACUUCUCUUACAACGCCAGCAAGGGCGCCACAAUCCACGUCAACAAAAUGCUCGCAACCGAGAUCGCGAAGAACGGUAUCAAGGUCCGCGUCAACAGCAUCGCCCCAGGUGUCUUCCCUAGCGAGAUGACUACUCAGGAGAGCCGCGACGACAACCAGAAGUCUGUGAUGCCCAAGGAGAAGAAGGAGGGUCUUCCUGCUCAGCGCCCCGGAAAGGAUACCGAUAUGGCUCAGUCGAUCAUGUUCGUUACCACCUGCCAGUACCUAAACGGGCAGACGAUUACCGUCGACGGAGGCUACUCGAUGCAAGCGGGUAACUAA
Molecule: messenger RNA, 873 nt
Organism: Didymella exigua CBS 183.55
Lineage: Eukaryota; Fungi; Ascomycota; Dothideomycetes; Pleosporales; Didymellaceae
Product: NAD(P)-binding protein
Exons: 2
Coding region: 1-873 (290 amino acids)
Molecular function (GO): oxidoreductase activity
Source: RefSeq, a predicted model, not a curated record